CGAUUAUUUUUAGUGGAUGUCUAUUAAGCCCUUAAUCAACGUCUAUUAAAUUUGCCUAUUCAGCGCCAAUGUUGAUCCGCUAAAUAACGUCACUUAGACAUUUUUUUAAUCAAUAUUUUAAUCGACGACAUAACCGUCUUUAAAUAAUUAUUUAUGUUGACAUUCAUAUAAAAUCGGUCAAAAUGGAUAACGUUCUGCAAGAAAUUCAGUUUAUUGAAGAAGUUGAAAAUAAUUUCAACAUAUAUCCGUUGGCUCGUGCUCGUGGUGUUUUCCGUCCGCGUAUUAAUACUUUUGCGGAAUUUUCAGAAAAGGAAUUCAUAAAACGCUAUCGAUUAAAAAAACAUACAUUCCGAUAUGUGUUAGACUUAAUUAAAGAAGAUUUAAGAUUGCAGACCUACAAUUCGAAUAAUAUUAGUCCGGAAAUGCAGCUCCUCAUAGCGCUACGAUUUUUUGCCAAAGCAAGUUAUCAAACAGAAACAGGAGAUCUGCACGGUGUUAGUCAGGCUUCCGUGAGUAGGAUUGUACUAAAGGUAGCUCGAGCUUUAGCUUCUCGACUACCUCAGUUUGUUAAUUGGCCAGAAAAUUUUCGUGAGCUCAAGCGAAAUUUUUACAAUAUUAGGGCAUUUCCUGGGGUGGUGGGUUGCAUUGAUUGCACCCAUAUUAAAAUAAAGAAUCCUGAUGGACGUCGACCGCUGUUAUACUGCUGCAGGAAAGGUUUUUAUUCAUUGAAUGUGCAAGUUAUUUGCGAUUCAAACACCAGAAUCAUGGACAUUGUAACCAGAUGGAGGGGGAGCGUCCAUGAUUCUAGAAUUUUUAACAAUUCCCGCAUUAAAGAGGAUUUUGAGAGCAAUCUAAAACAAGGGAUUCUGUUGGGUGAUAGUGGGUAUGCCUGUACUCGAUAUAUGUUGACACCAUUGCUACAACCAAGAACAGCAGCAGAGCUAAGAUACAAUGCUGCGCAUAAAGGAACUAGAGUGGUUAUUGAACACUGCUUUGGUCGAUGGAAAAACAUGUUCAAGGCACUGAGGCGAAACUUGGAGACAAAAUUAAGCACUGCAAAAAUAAUAAUUGUUGCAACAGCAAUACUUUACAAUAUUCGCCUCGAGAGGGACAAUAACUUUGAAGAUGAUUCGUCAGAAUCAGAUAGUGAUAAUGACGAUCAACCUAUUCGACCCAAUCCCAGAAAUGAACAAGGAAAUAUUUUUAGACGUUUAUUUAUUCAACGAUAUUUUGGUAACAACAAUAGGUAAUUAAGAUUUGAAACGUUUUAUUUUUGAUCUUGUAAUUUUUCUAUUUGUAAUUUUAAUAACUGUUGUUUUAAUAAAAAUGUUCUUUUUUCAUGUAUUCUUCUUGCGUUUUCACGGCGCAGCUUAGCCUUGAACAGAACUUCUUCAUGUUUCACUUUUAAAUUUAUAAAUUCUAUUUCUUUUUCAUAAUACGCUGUUUCGUUUUUUUUCCUAGUUUGAAUUUGGUCCUCAUGGAUCGAAACCAUUUUGUGCUGAACGUUUAAUUUUUUGUUUUUAUUUUUUAUUGACGGUGAAGAAGAGAUCUCCGGAAGAUUCUGUAAAUCCAACUGAGGAGCAAAAAAUUCGGUUGGAGAUUGACUACAAAUAAAAUAAGUAUAUGUAUCUAUUUUUUUCACAAUAUUCACUAAAAUAAAGUACCUUCCACAAGGUAUUAUAAAGCCACUUUCUGGGUCAACUAAACCAUCAGUUGAUGUUGGGACCUGAAAUAGAAUUUCGAUAUUGAAUUACAGUUAUCUUAUGUAUUUUGUUCUUUAACUAACAGUGUCCUGGACUUUUCUAUCCUGAACAACAUCGGAAUCAAAGAGGGCUUCGUCCUCUUCAAAAUCAACUGGACAAAUGUCGGCAAUUGCCCAGUCUAGUGCACUAGGUUCGCUUUGUGACGGACCC
Molecule: messenger RNA, 1913 nt
Organism: Zophobas morio
Lineage: Eukaryota; Metazoa; Arthropoda; Insecta; Coleoptera; Tenebrionidae
Product: putative nuclease HARBI1
Exons: 3
Coding region: 183-1250 (355 amino acids)
Source: RefSeq, a predicted model, not a curated record